AUGGGCAGUAUUCGUCGCACAAAGACCAAACGCCGGACUCGGGAUCUUGACCAGGUCAAGGCUGACCUCAAGUCACCCAAGCAUCUAUCCCAACACAAGUCUUCCAAGGCUAGUGAGGAUCUACCGGCUCUGGGCGCCUUCUACUGCACGGAAUGCGCCAAAUACUUUUCCGAUAGUCAUAACCUAAACGAGCAUCGUAGAGGAAAACAACAUAAGCGGAGGGUAAGGAUGUUGAGGGAAGAGGCCCAUAGCCAAAAGCUUGCAGAUGCUGCCGUCGGCUUGGGUUCAGACGACCGUCGUAAGCAACAGGCACAGGACGAAACGCUAUCUCAUGCCAUGGAAGAUGUUUCAUGA
Molecule: messenger RNA, 354 nt
Organism: Exophiala aquamarina CBS 119918
Lineage: Eukaryota; Fungi; Ascomycota; Eurotiomycetes; Chaetothyriales; Herpotrichiellaceae
Exons: 3
Coding region: 1-354 (117 amino acids)
Molecular function (GO): nucleic acid binding; zinc ion binding
Source: RefSeq, a predicted model, not a curated record